CUGAUUUCCCUCAGUCUUCUAUUAUGCUUGUGCAUUUUCCUAUCGGAUAACUACUAGUAAUAGAGAUUUUAAUGUUUGUUUGAGCUGGAGAAAGUUAGGGUUGAAGUUUUUGAUUACUUCAAAUCAUUCUCAUUCAGCAAUGGAAUGUUUCUAUUUCCAUUUCUUUUUUCCCCCAAUUUCGAAUGAACCUAGGGCUUGUUUACUAAUCCGUAAACAAAAGAAUCCUAUAGGAAGAGUAAUGAUAUGUGCAUACAAAAUGUGCCUGGUACUUUUAAUGUAGAUUGAAAUGAAAAAUGUAGUCAGAAUGUUAUUGACUGAAGAUUAGGUUACACUAUAUAGAGGCAUAAAGCCUUGUAACAGAAUGAAGGGAAAAAACCAAAAUGUAACAGACUAAGUCUGUUAUGAAACAGAAUGGGUAACAGAAUAAAACUUAAGGAUAAAAGGCUAGGCUAAUCUUAAUACGCCCCCUCAAGAUGGAGUGUAUAGACUUUUGACACCCAUCUUGGAUAUAAGGUCAUGGAAGUAAGUCGAAAAUAGUGCCUUGGUAAGAGCAUCAACAAUGUUGUUCUUGGAGUUGACAUGAAUGAGCUUGAGUGUUCCAUUGGUGACUUUGUCCCAAAUGAGGUGGCAAUCUAUUUCAACAUGUUUGGUACGCUCAUGGAAGACCGGGUUCUCGGAAAUGUGUAUUGCUGCUGCACUAUUGUCACAAGAAGUGCAGGUUUUGUGUGAGAUAUACCGAAGUCCUUUAGUAAAGCAAGUAGCCAUGUUAUCUCACAAGUGGCAUUUGCCAUAGCCGGUACUCAGCUUCGGCAGAAGACUUAGACAUUGUUUGUUGCUUCUUGGACUUCCAUAAAAUGAGGCUUUGGCCGAGGAAGAUGCAGAAGCCAGAAAUGGAACGUCUAGAAUCAACACAACUUGCUCAGUCGGCAUCAGAUCUUCAGCUGGACAUCUGCGGAGGAAAGGCUUGUCUCAGCAUAGGCCUGAAUGUGAGGACUUGAGGUUGCUGGAAAAAACAAGCCUUGAGCAGGAAUUCCUUUCAAGUAUUGUAGAACUCUGUGAGUAGCUUGAAGAUGAGGGUGCCGAGGUGUUUGAAGAAAUUGGCUGAGAUGAUUGACAGCAUAACAUAUGUCUGGUCGUGUGAUUGUGAUGUAGAUGAGUUUCCCAAUAAUGCUUCUAUAAGUGGUCGGGUCUGAGAGUAAUUCUCCUUCAUCCUUGCUGAGUUUGAGGUUGGGCUCCAUUGGAGAUGAUGUUGGUUUUGUACCGUGAUAACCUGCAUUAGUGAGAAGCUAUAAGAUAAAAGGAUGUUGAGAAAUGGAAAUACCUUUGGAAGAUCUGCCUAUUUCUAGGCCAAGAAAGAACCUUAAUUGGCCAAAGUCUUUUAAGUUGAACCGACUGUCUAAGUUAUUUUUGAAGUCAUUAAGAGUAUUAUCAUUGUUACUUGCUAUGAAAAUGUCAUCAACAUAUAUUAGUAAAGCUACGUAGACACCUGCCACAUUUUUAAUAAACAAGGAAUGAUUAGAAGGAGAUUGAACAAAACUAGUUUGAAGAUGAGUGGUACUAAGUUUUUGGAACCAUUGUCUCGAUGCUUGCUUGAGACCAUAAAGACUCUUUUUGAGUUUGCAAACAACAUUGGAAGGAACUGUGCCCUUAGGUAUAUAGCCUUGUGGAAUCUUCAUGUAAACUUCUUUAUGGAGGCCGCCAUGGAGGAAAGCAUUGUUGAUAUCCAUUUGAUGAAGAGUCUAAUUUUUUAUGGCAGCUAGAGCAAGUAACAACCGUAGGGUGGUAAAUUUGGCUAUCGGGGCAAAAGUUUCGGAGUAAUUGAUUCCUUGUUGUUGGAUGUAUCCCUUAGCAACUAGUUGGGCCUUGUAGCGUUCAAUAUCACCAUUAGGCUUGUAUUUUACUUUGUAGAUCCUCUUGUUUCCAAUUGUAUGACAGCCUGACAGCCUGGAGGAAGUGUAGUUAAUGUCCAUGUGUUGUUGGCUUUAAGGGCUUCAAGCUCGGCAUUCAUGGCCUGCUACCAUUGAGGUUGUGUACAAGCGUCUUUGUAGGAUUGUUGCUCAGUUAUAGUAUUUGCUGCAAGAAUAGCUGCACGAAACUGGGGAGAAAGUUUAGUGUAAGAAAUAGUAAGAGGAUGGGCUGUAGUAGAAUGAGCACAAACAUAAUCUGAGGUGGGCCGGUGUAUUAACCAUACGACCCGAUUGAGUUCGUGUUCCGUCAGCCGCUGUAACAUCCUCUUGAUGACUUGUUUCAGCUGUAGUAACAGGUAUAAAACAAGGUAAAACAUUGUUAGUGAAUAAUGAUGAUAUGUCAUCAGUUGUGGUUUUAUCUUUAAAAGGAAAAAUAUGCUCAUGGAAUUUGACAUCUCUUGAGUGAAAAAUCUGGUUUGUUGCAAUAUCAAUUAAAGUGUAUGCUUUCAUGUUUUCGGGGUAGCCAAUAAAAGCACAAGCCCGAGAACGUUUUGUGAAUUUGUGCCUGGUCUUGUCUAAUGUAGAUGCAUAUACAAGACAACCAAAAACUCUUAAAUGGUCAUAAGAAGGUUCCUUGUUAUGAAGAAGGAAAUAGGGUGCUUUGUUCUUAAGAAGAACAGAGGGUGUACAAUUUAUAAGAUAAACAGCAGUUUCGACCAUAAAACUCCAAUAAAGAAGAGGCAAAUGAGAUUGAAAAGCAAGAGCCUCUAGCAACAUUAAGAAUAUGUUGGUGUUUUCGUUCUACAAUAGAAUUUUGUUGUGGGCGAUCUACAUAAGAAUGAUAAUGUAAAAUACCCUUGCUAGCAUAAAAAGAUGGUAAACUAAGUUCUUUAGCAUUGUCACUUCUUAUAGCUUUGAUGUUAAUGCCAUAUUGUGUAUAGAUAAAGGUAAAUAAAUGUAGUAUGCAAGAUGAAGCCUUGGAUUUGGCUUUUAGCAUGUAAAUCCAAGUAUAUCUAGACUUGUCAUCAACAAUGGUUAGAAAAUAUUUAUAUCCUUCUAUACUAGUGAUGUGAAAGGGUCCCCAUAUAUCUAUGUGAAUAAGAUCAAACACACAACGAAAGCAAAAUUAUUAUGAGAAAUAAUAGGGAUCCUUUUUUGUUUGGCAAAAUGGCAAAUGGAGCAAUGUUUAUCUACUGAAUUAUGGGCAGAAAAAGAAAGAGUUUUAUUCAUAUUAUUCGAAAUUGAAUGAGAAGGGUGACCAAGUCUUAUGUGCCAUUGAUUGACAUCAAUACAAGGACUAGUAAGAGAGUAAUUAGUAUUGGAAAAGAAAGACAAAUCUUGUUCGAAACAGAAUAGUUUGCCAUAUCGUCUAGCUGUCCCAAUCUUCAAAGUCGUUGUAGAUGCUUGCAAAAAACAACAAGUGCGAGUAAAAAUCACAUUGUUGGUAGUUUGAGCUAUAUAAGAUGUUACCGAAAAAAGGUUUAUCUUGAAGUUGGGAACAAAAAGAACAUUUUUGAGAGAUAUCUUUUCUGUUAUAUGGACAGUGCCUAAUUUGGCAAUAGGGACCGUGAAACCAGUAGGAAGAACAACUUGCGAAACAGCUACUUUAUCAUCAAAGGAAGAAAAACAUUUUAUGUUAUGGCAUAUAUGGUGUGUAGCACCACUAUCAACAACCCAAAGAAAAGGAGGCAAAUAUACAGUUUUACCAGAGAAGUUGGAUGUGGCAGGAGCAACUGAGCUAGUAGUUGCUUGGUUUUGGAGUUGUUGACACAUUAAGGCCAUGAGUUUCUGGCAGUUCUCAUUGAAGUGAGCUGUCUGUAUUGAUGCUUCAGGUGGAAUAGAGACUUGAGAGGCUUGAGCUUUGUCAUGUUGUUUCUGCCAAUCACCUUUACCGGGGGGAACCAAUGAAGAAAGUAGCAUUUCUCAACAAGAUGCCUGGGUUUGUGACAAUGAGUACAGGUAUAUCUUGGUUUCUUGGUCCGUGAUGCUGCAGCAAUGGAAGAAGUGGAGGCAGGAGGAGGAUUCUGUGCUAUAAUGGAAUGAGGAUUUGGAGGUUUUUGAGCAACUGUCAGAGCAACAAGAUUGUUAGUAACAGUGAUGCAUAUCUUGCGUUGUUUUUCAUCAUGGAUUAUCAUAGAGAAAACUUUAGCAAGAGUGGGAAAAGGUUCAAGCAAAAGGAUUUGGCCUCUAAUGGAAUGAAAACAAUCAUUUAAUCCAGUUGGAAUUGCAAAACCUGAUCCCGAUUGUACAAAUCAAGAUUAUUCUUAGCAGCUUCACAAUUGCAGAUUGUAUAGGCUUGGUAUUCAUUGAUCUCGUCCCAAAUAGACUUGAGUCUUACAAAAUAGCCACUGACAGAAUCAUCUCCCAGUCGAAGUUGUGCAAGAACUUGUUUGAGUUCGAAGAUACGGGACGGGGACCAUUCCCUUCGCUGAAACGAUCAGUGAUUUCUUGCCAUAUAGCAGCAGCAGUCUAGAGGUCAUAAAGCCCUAAUUUCUUUGGAAAUGGAGUUUAAUUUCCAAGACAUGACCAUAUUGUUGCAACGUAACUAGGAGCUGUGAUUGGGGUCUGUGGUAGGAGGUUUGGGCAGAGUUCCAUCCACAAAAUCCAUCUUGUUCUUAGCACCAAGGGACAUGGUCAUUGAGCAUUUCCAGGAAUGAAAAUUAGUUUUAGUGAGGAUAGGAGAAGCAAUUAGCAUUCCGGGGUGAUCUCCAGUGCCGAGAUGAUAUGGACUACGAAAAUCCUCAUAGGCAGGUUGAUCAAGAUUGGUGAGGGGGUCAAAACGAUUUGAAGAAGAAGUCAAUCCGCCAUUGUUACUAGGGGGAUGAGCUUGACGAGGCACUGGGCGAUCAGUGGUGGAGUCAGACGCCGGAGUUGGAGGUGGAGGAUCUUGGCGUUGAGAAGAGCUUUUGGUGCGUGGUCUGGCCAUUGGUUUCAGUCAAGAGUGCAUCUGAUACCAUAUUAGGGAAAUGAAGACUGAAAUGAAAAAUGUAGUCAGAAUGUUAUUGACUGAAGAUUAGAUUACAAUAUAUAGAGGCAUAAAGCCUUGUAACAGAAUGAAGGGAAAAAACCAAAAUAAAACUUAAGGAUAAAAGGCUAGGCUAAUCUUAAUAAAUCAAUACAAAGCAAUGUCGAAAUCCCUUCUUAUUCCCCGCUCUUCUUCUAAUGGCUCCUUCUUGGAAUCCCUUUCUUUCUUUCAAACUUCACACCGUUACUAUGUCAAUGAUGCGUCAUCAUCAGAAGCCAGAUGCAAAGAAGCGGUAGAUUCUUACGAAGACGACCUCUUUGUAAGCUCUGGAAUCAGCAGACCCCUUUACAAAAUCCUCAAGCACCUCAACAAGAAAGUCCCCGAUUCCCUUAUCAAGAAUCGCGUUGAAAAUGGACUCUCCUCCAGAUAUGUUCCCUGGCAUAUUGUAAACCGAAUUAUGAACUUACAUGCUCCAGAGUGGUCUGGUGAGAUUAGAAGUGUCUGUUAUUCUCCCGAUGGCAAAUCAGUUUCUGUCAUUUAUCGUGUCACGCUCUACGGGACUGAUGCAGAGAUAUAUAGGGAGUCAACAGGCACUGCUUCCUUAGAGGACACAAGUUAUGGUGAUCCUAUGCAAAAAGCAGAAGCAAUGGCAUUUCGUCGAGCUUGUGCGCGAUUUGGCCUUGGGCUUCAUCUUUAUCACGAGGAUAUGUUGUAAUCUAAAUAGAGUAUUAUUAUUUUAUAACCGUUGACCGUUAUACACACUCAUCCAACACUUGAUCCUAUGCCAAAUGUAAGUUUUUUCAUUUUGAGAUGUGUAGCCGGGUUGCGCUGGCUGGCUAUGCACUGAGUUGUUGCUGUGUCGUUUCUUUUUUAUUUUCCUGUUAGCAUUGCUUCUAAUACGAGUGCAGGUACCAGGUUGGUACUUGGACCCCAAAAUGAGGUGAAUGCUAUGCCCAGGGAGAAGUUUUUCAUAUUUUGGCAUGGAGAAAGUUGUUGAUAUCAAUUGCAAUUUGUAAUAGGCUGUGGGCUUAGCAUUGAACUUUUAUUUUUGCUUGUGGUGUAUAUUAACUUUGCGAAAAUUUAGGAUGGUUGUCCACAUUGUUCACUUUUUUUUUUUAAUGUCCUUUUCAUGACCAAGUGAACGCCGAGAUUUUUAAGGCCUAUUUUUCUAGAAAUAUACCCAUUAAUGAUGGGAAUGUACUAUUUUGUUAGCUGUGUUUAAAUGACAUACAAGGUUGGACUUUCUGAUA
This is a messenger RNA of Humulus lupulus (European hop), 6122 nucleotides long. RefSeq names its product DNA repair RAD52-like protein 1, mitochondrial. Gene Ontology annotation, molecular function: DNA binding. The transcript is spliced from 4 exons. Gene Ontology annotation, biological process: double-strand break repair via homologous recombination. The coding region runs from base 5033 to 5587 and encodes 184 amino acids. NCBI's taxonomy places the organism in Eukaryota, Viridiplantae, Streptophyta, Magnoliopsida, Rosales, Cannabaceae. The record is from RefSeq and is a predicted model, not a curated record.